GGUGUCAAGUGUUUAAAUAAUUCCUUCCUGUUUCUGUUAAAUUUCAGAUGAACUUCCUGAAGAACCGGGCUCGGAGGAACGACAUCAAUCUGAAACUCCUGCCCAUCGGAUUCGCCAAGAGGGUGGAGAAUUCAACGGCUUACUACAAAAAGGAGCAGCUGAUUUAUUGGCACGUGAAGCUGGUGUUCCCGCAGAGCUCCACCACGUACACAGAGAGGAGGGUUGCUGAGAACAAGACGCUGGAGCAGAUCCUGAACCCGUACAUCCAUCCACAGGAGUCUGACCCAGUCACCAGACAGAGGCUGAAGGUUUAUGUCCUGGCCCCCCCCGGGCAGGUAUCUGUGUUGCUGCAGGUGGAGGGGGGGGAGAGCAGCUCCCCCAGGUACCACAGGCUGGAUGUGAGUAGAAGUCUGGCAGAGAACCUGAGACACAAGACAGUCAUUGAAUACCCCACGUUAUUGAUGGUGUUGAAGGCUCGUUCUACUGAGUACCGGCUACUCCGUGACAGUGACUCAAGUGAGGAUGGCGAGAGUGAAACAGGGUCUUCAUCGAAGAACGAGAUGGAGGAGGAGAAGGAGGUCGGGGACCUCGUGACCACCUCCCCACACUGACCCCCACACUGAUACUCAGCCUGAAUCAGACUCAGAGUAACUCAGUGGGACAGGCAGCGUCUCUGGAGAGAAGGAAUGGGUGACGUCUCGAGUGUGAAGAAGGGUCUCGAGCUGAAACGUCACCCAUUCCUUCUCUCCAGAGAUGCUCCCCGUCCCACUGAGUUACUCCGGCUUUUUGUAUCUAUCUUCGGUUUAAACCAGCACCUGCAAUUCUUUCCUGCACAGCCUGGCCAUCCUGUUCACUUCAUAUUCUGACAAGUGUUGUUAUUUUUAAAUAUCGCAAAAUAAAUUUUCCAAGUAA
This is a messenger RNA of Leucoraja erinaceus (little skate), 912 nucleotides long. RefSeq names its product zinc finger HIT-type containing 6 (gene znhit6). NCBI's taxonomy places the organism in Eukaryota, Metazoa, Chordata, Chondrichthyes, Rajiformes, Rajidae. The transcript is spliced from 6 exons. Gene Ontology annotation, biological process: maturation of LSU-rRNA from tricistronic rRNA transcript (SSU-rRNA, 5.8S rRNA, LSU-rRNA); snoRNA localization; box C/D snoRNP assembly. The record is from RefSeq and is a predicted model, not a curated record. Gene Ontology annotation, cellular component: pre-snoRNP complex; nucleus. The coding region runs from base 48 to 611 and encodes 187 amino acids.